AUGGCUGACAAAUCAAAACUCCCAACUUCACCAUGCCACGCCUUUGUCACUCUAUAUCUCCAACCUACAAUUUUUCGAUUUCAAUCCGAAAAAGAAGAGAAAAACCUUAGAAAUAAUUAUCGUUUGUUUUGGUUUAUUGAAGAAGAAUGGGUUUCUCCCGAAAAAAUUGAUGCACUGUUGAAGCUUUGGGGGAUCGAAGUUCCGGAUUCUCCCGUUAAAUCUCCUGAGGAGGAUUGCGAUUGCGGGAAAAAAGCGGGACACUGUGAUUGUAUUGUUCAAUGUAAUUUUGAAUACGACAGUGCCGAUGACUAUGAUAACGAUGAGCAGAGGCAGGAGUUUCACCGCUACAAGAAACAAAUUACGGACAGCGAAGGUUUUGAUGUUGAUUUUGUCCCUAAUUUUUCAUUCUUUGGUGGCACCCGUCCCGUUGAUCUCAACAAUGAAAAUUGUGGCUUUGCUAAAUGGGCGAAGCUGAGCGCUGAUUUAGCUAUCGAUCAUCACAAUAAUCAAAGCAAUGACGAGAAUCUUGAACUUUUCAUUAUUGAGAAGGCUAAUUAUCGUGGGACUGUUGUAUUCCUCAUUACUUUGAAGGCCAAAGGUUUGGUUUCGGGAGAUAUCAAAGUCUAUCAAGCGGAGGUGCUGUAUGAUCCGUUUGCAUAUAAUCACAGUGUUCGUUUUCUGAGGCUAAAGACGCGAAAAAAUUCGGAAGAGGAAUGUGCGUAACUGUGUUGUAAUGUUAACUUGUUGAUACACAUUAACUAGUUCAUCAAGUAGUCUCUGGUAUAUACUUUCAAGAAGAAGCUUCAAAAGAGCAAACAAAGGUAGGUGUGAGCAUCAUCCAUUACUGCUCUAAUACUACCCUGGCAGUAAUCAAAAUCGUCAAUAAUUUUUAAUAAGAAUUAUAUGCAUUCGUAGCCCCAAA
This is a messenger RNA of Mercurialis annua (annual mercury), 922 nucleotides long. RefSeq lists its product as uncharacterized. Lineage: Eukaryota; Viridiplantae; Streptophyta; Magnoliopsida; Malpighiales; Euphorbiaceae. The transcript is spliced from 4 exons. The record is from RefSeq and is a predicted model, not a curated record. The coding region runs from base 1 to 723 and encodes 240 amino acids.